AUGGGUAAGUCGUCCAAAGACAAGCGCGAUGCGUACUACCGUCUUGCAAAAGAGCAAAAUUGGCGCGCCCGGUCCGCCUUCAAGUUGAUCCAAAUUGACGAACAAUUCGACCUCUUCGAGCACGAGAACCCGGAUAAAGUGACAAGAGUGGUGGAUCUUUGUGCUGCGCCAGGAAGUUGGAGUCAGGUCCUCAGUCGUGUCUUGAUCAAAGGCGAAAGUUUCGGGCGGAGAGCAUGGCUCGAAAAAAAGCGCAAGGAGCAGCAGGCCCUACAGCGGGGUUCCGGUCAGCCUUCCAGUGACGAGAAUGAUACCGACGAUCACUAUGAAAUUGGAGAGGCCGAUCCCAGCGCAGAAUUGAAGCCUCGUAAGAACGUCAAGAUUGUUUCCAUCGAUCUCCAGCCCAUGGCGCCACUCGAGGGCAUCACCACUCUCAAAGCCGAUAUUACCCACCCCUCCACCAUUCCUCUGCUGCUGCGCGCACUGGACCCCGAAGCAUAUGAGUCUUCGUCAACCACCUCCGACUCGCCAUCGAAUACUCCUGCGGCUAUCCGGCAACCGCACCCCGUCGAUCUAGUCAUUUCCGAUGGUGCACCAGAUGUCACCGGCCUCCACGAUCUCGACAUUUACAUCCAAUCUCAACUUCUAUAUGCGGCCCUCAACCUUGCCAUGGGUGUCCUUCGCCCAGGCGGUAAAUUCGUUGCUAAAAUCUUCCGCGCCCGUGAUGUGGACCUCCUCUAUGCCCAGCUGCGCACCGUCUUCGAGCGAGUCAGCGUUGCCAAACCUCGGAGUAGUCGCGCUAGCAGUUUAGAAGCAUUCGUCGUGUGCGAGGGAUUCAUUCCUCCUGUGAGCAACAAUGGGGUCGUUGGAACGGCGGCAUUGAAGAACCCUCUUUUCGGCGGUGCGGCGGCGCCGAGACCUGUAUCGGAGGAUGGCAACCUCGCUGUUGAGGUGCCCGAGGAAGACGAGAACGCUCAGUCACAGGCUAUCCUUAGGGAAGCCACAUCUGGUGAUGACAAAGUCUCUGAUCCAAAUCAUUCCACAAAAACCAAUUUCCUACACCCCACUUCCCCGCCAAUGGACCCCCCAUCAACACAGAAGCCCUCUCCUAAAUUUUCCGAGGAGAACCGGUGGAUUCCUUCGUUCAUUGCUUGUGGAGAUCUCUCUGCUUGGGAUUCUGAUGCAUCAUACGCUCUUCCGCCGGACUAUGUCAGCCUGGACCCUGUUCAACCUCCGACUGCGCCGCCAUAUCGCAAGGCUUUGGAGUUGAGGAAGAAAAUGGGCGGUGCUUACGGCAAGACUAAAUACUUCAAGUCGACUAAGACGGCCCUAGCAUGA
This is a messenger RNA of Penicillium odoratum, 1335 nucleotides long. Its product is annotated as tRNA methyltransferase TRM7. Gene Ontology annotation, molecular function: tRNA methyltransferase activity. Gene Ontology annotation, biological process: tRNA methylation; cytoplasmic translation. The transcript has a single exon. Bases 1 to 1335 code for a protein of 444 amino acids. Gene Ontology annotation, cellular component: cytoplasm. The record is from RefSeq and is a predicted model, not a curated record. Lineage: Eukaryota; Fungi; Ascomycota; Eurotiomycetes; Eurotiales; Aspergillaceae.